UUUUAUGUUUGUCAUCAUAGAGAACUUCCUUUCACCUCACCUUUAGAGUUUAGCAAUUUCAGAGAACAGUCCUGGUGAGAACGGAAGAAGAUAUAUUCUCCUCUUCAGGCCUGAGGUGACGAUGCCGCCCACAUCUCUCAGUCCUUUUGAGCUGCCCUUCUAUUUUUACAAUGAUGCUGAGAACCAGCAAAAAAGAUGUGAACUGAUGAGGAGAAAGGAUCGGAUGAGUGAAGCUAUUAAAGAAACCAAGAAAUCAUUAAAUUUAAUUCGUGAAAAAAAGGCUUCCCUUGAAAAUGAGGUCAAAGACACAACAGAGAAAGAGAUUUCUUUCAGAAAUGAGCUGAAACACAAAGGCCUAAAAAUAGAACACCAGUUAUCAAUUAAAGAAAUUGCAGAACAUCUAAAACAGAAGAACUUAGAGGUUGAAAAAAUAGAGAAAAGUAUCAGAGUUUGUUCCAUUCCUAACCAAUUCAGUGGGCCGGAUAUUCUUGGAAUGGUGAUUAGGGAGAUUUAAAAGCAGUAUUCCUUUUGAGGUCUGUGUCUAUAUGCGUUGUCUUGCUGGCUGCAGGUUGGCCACUUGGCUUUUGUUGCUGAUGAUGAUGCUGCAAGGGUUAUCUCCU
Cyprinodon variegatus (sheepshead minnow) is the source of this 620-nucleotide messenger RNA. Its product is annotated as structural maintenance of chromosomes flexible hinge domain-containing protein 1-like. The transcript has 4 exons. NCBI's taxonomy places the organism in Eukaryota, Metazoa, Chordata, Actinopteri, Cyprinodontiformes, Cyprinodontidae. The record is from RefSeq and is a predicted model, not a curated record. The coding region runs from base 122 to 514 and encodes 130 amino acids. Gene Ontology annotation, biological process: double-strand break repair.